This is a messenger RNA of Chenopodium quinoa (quinoa), 3621 nucleotides long. Its product is annotated as aminodeoxychorismate synthase, chloroplastic-like. NCBI's taxonomy places the organism in Eukaryota, Viridiplantae, Streptophyta, Magnoliopsida, Caryophyllales, Amaranthaceae. The record is from RefSeq and is a predicted model, not a curated record. Gene Ontology annotation, biological process: folic acid-containing compound biosynthetic process; L-tryptophan biosynthetic process. Bases 459 to 3194 code for a protein of 911 amino acids. The transcript is spliced from 14 exons.
ACAUUUAGAAUUAAAAAGAGUAACUAAAUAGCGUAAAAAUCCGGAUAAAGCAACAAUAAAAAAACAGAGAAAGUGUGAGACGAGACAUUAAAAUAAAAUUUUUGGUGUUGAAAAAAGAAAAACAAAAAAAGAGAGUAACGGCUGCCACGGGCCACUAGCUUUGCAUGGAUGGUGUUGGUGUGGUAAGAGUUGUUACUACUUAGUAGAGUUGCCGCACACACACACCAAAGAUCACUCGCACAAUUACAAUUGAAAAAACAAAGAGAGACGUUUUUAGCUUUUGCUCUUCGUCUCUCUUUCUUCCUCCCUCUUCCACCGCCAUCUCCGCCGCCUCCGCCGCCGCCGCCGUCUUCCUCCUUCACAACCUUUGCCAUUCUACUUUCUCUCUCCUCCUCUAUAUCUCGCCGUUCUUUUGCUUUCGCCUAACUCUCUUUCCGCUUAUUUGGUAAAAAGGAGACAUGAGCUUUAGUUUGUGGUGUUCGUCAUCUUUGGAGGCGAAAAAUUCUCAUCCAGAGGGUUUUCGUUCCAACAGAACAAAAGUUCCUUUGCAUAAGGCAUCUGUGUUGCCGGUUAAAAAGGACAAGUUUCAUAAUUGUAGUUAUGAUGCUCAGAGAGCUGUUGUAGCCUCGUCGAGCCAUUUGGCUGCUGAAAAAUUGCAGGAGGUGUCCAAGACUAAGAAGAAGUGGGGAGAGAUGAAUGCGAAUCGGAAUUUGGAGUGUGUUAGGACUUUGUUGAUUGAUAAUUACGAUAGCUACACGUACAACAUUUAUCAAGAGCUGUCUGUCACCAAUAAGGUUCCUCCUGUUGUUGUGCGCAAUGAUGAAUGGACAUGGGAAGAAGCUUACUAUUACUUAUACGAGGAAAGAGCCUUUGAUAAUAUCGUCAUAUCACCUGGCCCUGGUUCUCCCAUGUGUGCUGCUGAUAUAGGGUUAUGCCUUCGACUGCUGCUUGAAUGUAGUGAUAUACCUAUUUUGGGUGUUUGCCUUGGACAUCAGGCCUUAGGAUACGUUCACGGUGCUCAGAUUGUACAUGCAGGUCAACCUAUUCAUGGACGCUUGAGUGAGAUUGAACAUGAUGGUAGUAGACAAUUUGACAACAUCCCUUCUGGGAGAAAUUCUGGUUUCAAGGUUGUUCGUUAUCAUUCUCUUGUUAUAGAUGAGGACACAUUACCAAGAGAACUUGUUCCCACAGCAUGGACCUGUUCAAGUAACACACUUUCUUUCCUUGAUACUUCUUACUUGAUUCCUGAUUCCUAUACUAACAAGGGAAUCCAGCAAAUGAGCAUAAAGUAUUCACCUGCUUAUCUUGGAAAUGAAAGUUCUUUACCCUCUCUUCAUGGAGACUGUGUAGAUAGUGAAAAAGUUCUCAUGGGUAUUAGGCAUAUCAGCAGACCUCAUUAUGGCUUGCAGUUUCAUCCUGAGAGUGUUGCAACCAAUUAUGGGAGGCAGAUGUUUAUGAAUUUCAGAGACUUAACUGUGGAUUAUUGGCAAGGAUUGGGGCAAUCAUCUUCUAAUAGAAAGUUAAAUGCAUGCAUGCAGAAACCUCAGACAGUUCAGCCCGUCCAGUUAUUGGCAAGGAGACCAUUUAUCAAUAAGGAGAAUCACAUAAGCCAUCCUAGUAUCAGCAAUCUUUUAAGUUUUUCGAGAAAGAGUUUGAGAGUUCAACACCUGAAAUUAAGGUGGUAUAAACUUGAUUCUCUUGCUAACAAAGUUGGUGGUUCGAAAAAUAUAUUUUCCAAACUAUUUGGAAAUUGCAACGCUGAAGAAACCUUUUGGCUUGACAGUUCAUCAAUAGAAAAGGGAAGAGCUCGCUUUUCUUUUAUGGGGACAAAAGGUGGAUCUCUAUGGAAGCAACUUACUUUCAAAUUGUCAGAUGAAAGAAAUGGAGGUCAUCUCUCAAUUGCAAAUGCUCAUGGCAAUGUUACAAACAUGUAUUUGGAAAAUGGUUUUCUUGAUUUCUUGGAGAAGGAUCUCUUAUCAAUUCAUUGUGAUGAUGAAGAUUAUCAAGGGCUACCUUUUAACUUUUGCGGUGGAUAUGUUGGUUACAUUGGGUAUAAUCUUAAAGUUGAGUGUGGUUCUGCAUCUAAUUCACACAAAUCUUCUGCUCCAGAUGCCUGCCUUUUCUUUGUAGAUAACUUUUUGGCAAUAGAUCAUCACAAUGGUGAUGUUUAUGCUGUGUCAUUAUGGGACAAAAGUUCAACUGAAUCGUCAUGGCUAGAUGAUAUACAGCUGAAGCUUCUUAGCUUGGAAUUUAGUGUUGCAGAUAUUAACAAUGAGCAACAAACCUGGCCUCCGAUGUUCUCUCCACUUAAAGCUGGCUUCACCUCCGAAAAAUCGAGAGAUCAGUACAUACAAGAUGUUGAGAAGUGCCUUAGGUACAUCAAAGAUGGCGAAAGCUAUGAGUUGUGUCUCACAACUCAGCUGAGGAAAAAUGUUGAAGAGGUAGAUCCUCUAAAUCUAUACCUCAGACUCAGAGAACAGAAUCCUGCACCGUAUUCUGCAUGGCUGAACUUCCCAAAAGAGAAAUUAUGCAUCUGCUGUUCUUCUCCAGAAAGAUUUCUGCAAUUGGAUAGAGAUGGUAUCCUGGAAGCAAAGCCAAUUAAAGGUACCGUCGCUCGAGGUUCAACGCCAGAAAGUGAUGAACAGCUUAAAUUGCAGCUUCAGUACAGUGAGAAGGAUCAGGCUGAAAAUUUGAUGAUAGUUGAUCUGCUCAGAAACGACCUUGGACAGGUUUGUGAUCCUGGUUCUGUUCAUGUGCCCCAUCUCAUGGAUGUGGAGACUUAUGCUACUGUUCAUACAAUGGUGAGUACAAUUAGAGGGAAGAAACAUGAAGAUGCAAGUCCUAUCAAUUGUGUCAGAUCUGCGUUUCCUGGUGGAUCCAUGACAGGUGCUCCGAAGUUGAGAUCCAUGGAGAUUCUUGAUUCUCUUGAGAGCUGUUCUAGAGGUAUUUAUUCUGGUUCUAUUGGUUAUUUCUCAGUUAAUGGGACAUUCGACUUAAACAUUGUGAUAAGGACAGUUGUUAUCCAUGAGGGUGAAGCUUCGAUUGGUGCUGGAGGUGCAAUCGUUGCUUUGUCAAAACCCGAGGAUGAGUAUGAAGAAAUGAUACUUAAAACUCGUGCCACCUCAAGGGCUGUCAUAGCAUGUGAAAUAAACUCUAUGUCUAGCGAAAUAACCAUCCAUGAAACUGCAAGCUGACAGGAAUUUAUACUUAUAGUUAUACAUCAGUGUUCUUUUAUAGUGGCCCCUGUUAGAAUGAGACCGACAAUAUAGAAAACAUAUACACAUAGGAAUAGUUCGAUAGGCAGAGUUUAGCAAAUAGUAAAGCAACUGAUUCUGCAUCAUUUGUUGGUGUUGUAAUGUAUCCGACUAAUCUCCAUAUGCAAGACCUUUAUAGAAAAAAGGAUGUCGUAAUUUAUUCAAUUGGCAGAUAAUCGUUUGCUGUGGUAUUGUUUAGGAUUACUCUUGAAAGGCCUGUAUCUCAAGAUUAACUGUCGCGUCGCGAAUAUCCAGUUGUUCUCCCCCUAUGGCCCUAUCCAACCCUCAGUCAGUCUCAUCAAUGCCUAACUGCAGGGUCUUACAAAGUAAAAAAAAAAAAAAAAAAAAAAAAAAAAAAAAAAAAAAA